AUGUCAACUCACUACCCCUCCAAAUCGGAACACAUGGCUCCUGCCAUCUCCACUGCCACCUGUGUCCCACCUGUUCUCAAGUCGCGAAAGCGCUCCACAUCCAGCGACAAGAGCUCCAACGACAGUUCCAAAGACGGCACCGACGCAAGCUCUCUCGACACGCAGGAGACCAAGUCGCCUAUCUCAGUCGUUGAGGCGCUCAUCCGCGGCCAUUACGAAGGCUGGAUUGAAGAAGGUUCCGCUCUUAGCAACAUCGACUGCCACUGGUAUCGCGCCACUGUCUCAACACCUGACUUUGUCGCCCUCAUCAGGCGGCUCGACGAUAAGAUUCGCGAGUGGAUGCUCAGCCGCCUGACGUACGACUGGAACGCAUUCACGGGACAAAUCAUCCUCCGUAACAUGGCGCCGGCCAAUACCAAUCACGAUUACGUCGCCGCCCAGAUUGGAAAGGUCCUCGGUAGACAGAUUGAGAAUCUAUCGGAAGAUCAAGAGACGCCUCUCAAGAUGAAAGAGGUGCUGGAACGCAUUGAGGGCCCACUAUCCACCAUGGCAUCGCCCGUGGAUGCCCCGGAUGUGGAGGACGAGAAUCCUGAAGUCAAAAAGCUGUUGAAGAGUAAGAGACAGCCCGACAACAGUUUCUACUUCAUGGGUCGCACAUACAUGCCUAUCGUUGUUGAAGUUGCGAACAGUCAGAAGAGCGAGGAUCUGGAGGCCCUUGUGAUAUGGUGGAUGAAGGACACCGGCCUCAAGACUAAAACUGUCAUCACCGUUGAUAUGAUGUAUCAAGGCCCUGCGGCGAGGCAUGGCAAGUUCUUCACUCCUGACGCCACCAUUGCUGUUCACCGUCUCAGAGACACAUCUACACUCGAAGAGGUUGAAUAUGACGCUCAGUCAUUCAAGUUCCGCGACUCAAGCAAAGGCGAUGGAGACCAGAGUCAAGAAGUUCUCUGGCUCACCGUCGCGGACUUUCUCCCACCAUCCAAGAUCGCUGGGUUCCCGGAAGGAUACAAGUUCCCCGCCAUAACUCUCACCGCCAUAAAACUUCGCGAGAUCCUCACCAAAGGCGACACUAUUCAACAACACUUGGAGAGGGAGUCACGUAGCCCCGGCUCUUCGGAAUCCCCCCCCAACAAGAAGAAGCUCAGCAGUACAAGCCGUUCGGCCUCCGCCACCUGUGGCUGA
Parastagonospora nodorum SN15 is the source of this 1182-nucleotide messenger RNA. RefSeq lists its product as hypothetical. The coding region runs from base 1 to 1182 and encodes 393 amino acids. The record is from RefSeq and is a predicted model, not a curated record. Lineage: Eukaryota; Fungi; Ascomycota; Dothideomycetes; Pleosporales; Phaeosphaeriaceae. The transcript has a single exon.